AUGAACCUAGAGAUUCAUCUGGUUCCUUUAGGGAUGAAAAUUCAAUGGAGGUUGGCCUUGGCAGGCCUCUUCAUAUUAGCCAAUGCCGUAGCGGAUGAGGUUGAGACGCCGGAACCCGUUGCAGAUGCCUUGCCAGCGGUAGAAGAACAUAAAGACGUCGCAAAAGAAACACCUGCUGAAAAAGGACCUGAACUUCAGGAUGCAGCAGCAAAAGACGGGGUCAAGGAGUUGAUCGAAAGGAAUCCCAGGCAUUCUGCUUCAUACAGAGAAAACCGUGAUCGAGAUUAUGAAGAAAAUCGCCGAGAAGAUAGCGACGAGGGGCAAUGGAGAGAUGAUAGACGUGAAGGAACAAAUGCUUUAUUUGAUGUAUGGCGAAACAUACCCGGGUUGGGUAGAGCAUCCAUAUCGGUAUCCCCACCAAUAAGAAAGAGCUCGGAUUCAAUGGAGGAAGGAGACACAGAACCCCAACGUGGACAUGAACAUGGUCAAAAUGAAUUCCAGGCUGACAGAAAUCGUCUGCAAGAUGAAUUCUCCUCCCGAGAACACCAAUCACAGGAUGGAUAUGGACAUAAUAUGAGACGCAACCAGCCAUGGGAGAAUCGAUCUUCAUACGGAAAAGGUGAACGCGAUGAUGACUAUGGACACAAUGAUCGCCAGAAUGGAUACAAUCACAGACACGACUUCCAAGGCGACGAAUUAUCCUCCCGAGAACGACCAUCACAAUAUGAACAUGGACAGAGUAUGAGACACAAGCAGACUUGGGAGGGUCGAUCUUCCUCUAGAGAGGGUGAACGCGCUGAAAGCCGUGAAUAUAACGAUGACAAAAAUGGAUACAACCACAGACACCACCUGCAAGGCGACGAAACAUCCUCCCGAGAACGACCAUCGCUCGGCGGAUUUGGAUGGGGCACUAUACAAAGGCAGUCUUGGGAGGGUCAAUCUUUCUCUCGCGAGAGUGGACACGAUAAUGGUCACGGACAUGAUGGUGACCACGACGGACCAAAGAACCACGACAAAUAUUCCCGAUACAACGACAAAUCUUCAUCCCGAGAACGCCCAACACACGAUGGAUAUGGACAAAGUGUGAGACACAAGCAGCCUUGGGAGGGUAAAUCUUCCUCUCGAGAGGGUGGACACGAUGCUGGUCUUGAAAAGUAUGAUGGUCACGGACAUGUUGGUGACCAUGACGGACAAAAGAAGCCCGGUAAAUAUUCCCGAUACAACGACGAAUCUUCCUCUCGAGAAAGCCCAUCACAAGUUGGAUUUGGACGGAGUAUGACUCACAGGCGACCUUGGGGAAGUCUGUCUACCUCCAGAGAGGGUGGACGUGAUGAUAGCCGUGAACAUAACAGCGACAAGGAUGGAUACAACCACAGACACCACCUGCAAGGCGACGAAACAUCCUCCAGAGAAAGACCAUCGCUCGGUGGUUUUGGAUGGAGCACUAGACAAAGGCCGCCUUGGGAGGGUCAAUCUUCCUCUCUCGAGAGUGGACACAAUGAUGGCCACGGACAUGAUGAUGACCAUGACGAACAAAAGAAGCCCGGCGACCUUGGGGAAGUCUGUCUACCUCCAGAGUGGGUGGACGCGAUGAUAGCCGUGAACAUAACCAUGGCACGGUUGGAUCUAGUGACAGACACCACCAAGAAGGCGACGAAUUAUCUUCCCGAGAACGCCCAUCGCUCGGUGGAUUUGGAUGGAGCACUAGACAAAGGCAGCCUUGGGAGGGUCGAUCUUCCUCUCGAGAGGGUGGACGUGAUUUUGAUAGCGGACGCAAUGCUAACAGCUGGCGCAAUCACAACAGACAAGAUGACCGCUGGCGAGAUGACAGCAGACAAGAUGACAGCAGGUCAGAUGAUGACCGCUGGCGAGAUGGCGGGAGACAAAGUGACCACUGGCGAGAUGACAGCAGACAAGAUGACAGCAGAAAGGGAAGCAUUCAAGAACCAGGACAAUGUAAACAACAACGGCAAUCACGACAGCAGGGACAAUGAAAGCUUCAGGCGACAUCAGCGGCCGAGUGAUGAAAUUUCCUCCAAAGAACACGUUGCUGAGAGCAGGCCUGUGGACGAUGAUGGAUUGAGGGAAUAUCGACUUAGGGGAUCCAGGAACCGGUUUCUGAAUGAAGGAUCACAUCAUGGAAUUGAAAGCUCUGGCUCCUUGGAGGGAAGCGGCAGAAGAUACUCUGACCACAAGGGUCAUCUUUCCAGGGGACAGCAUCAUCGCAUUCAUUCCCUUGUUUCUCCUGGGUCCCAGACUGUGCAUACUUCAGGAGGCGAAGGAAGAGAUGAUUCAACCUCCAGCCUCGAAAUGAAACUUCACCGCAGAGGCGGAAACGACUUGCGUAGGACACUGGGCAGAACCGUACUAGAAAAUUUUGUGAGGGAGAGCAUUUCACGGGCCGGGGAUAUUUUAGAAUCCCUGAGGAGCGUCGAUCGUCUGCUUUCCGUCAACAAAAAUGAUCAACAGGACAACCUAGAACGAAGGAAGAGAUUGGUAAACUCCACAAUUGAAAUGAUCGACGAGAAUGACAUACCAUGCCUUUCCAAGGGAAUCUGCAGUUUCAUGGCCUCUAGCGAUGAAGAACUGGGGGACCUCGGUGGUUCCUUGUAUCCAUUAAUCAAAACCUUCAUUGGGGAGGCGCCUCCUUCAUCGGCAUUCGCCAAAGCCAAAGUCCUGGGCUUGCAUGCCAGGGAUAUGAGGAUCUGCGAAAUAGCAUUUAAGGGGUGCUUAGCAACUACUUCGGAUCUCCGACAUUCCAUUGCUCACAUUAUCAUUGAAGACCUCCGAAAUUUAACGGUCCCGAGUGUCAGCAACGAACGUUGA
Messenger RNA from Darwinula stevensoni, 2826 nucleotides. NCBI's taxonomy places the organism in Eukaryota, Metazoa, Arthropoda, Ostracoda, Podocopida, Darwinulidae. The record is from the annotation of a GenBank genome assembly.